Molecule: messenger RNA, 246 nt
Organism: Myxozyma melibiosi
Lineage: Eukaryota; Fungi; Ascomycota; Lipomycetes; Lipomycetales; Lipomycetaceae
Exons: 4
Coding region: 1-246 (81 amino acids)
Biological process (GO): mitochondrial respiratory chain complex IV assembly
Cellular component (GO): mitochondrial intermembrane space
Source: RefSeq, a predicted model, not a curated record
AUGACCGCCAAAGACGACCAACCGAGUAAUACCACCAAUCUAUCGUCCUCUGAAGACACAAACGACGAUGAGCCGGAUGAAUGGGACAAACGAAUUGAAGAUACCGGAUGCUCGGCUGAAAAUUCACGACUAACAGACUGCUACGCCGACAACGGACGCGACUGGAGGAAAUGCGUCAAAGAGAUGCACGCUCUAAAGGAGUGCUGGGCCAAGAAGAACAAUAACGAACGCACGCAGCUCAAAUAA